This is a messenger RNA of Dama dama (fallow deer), 2061 nucleotides long. RefSeq names its product histone-lysine N-methyltransferase PRDM9-like. The transcript is spliced from 13 exons. Gene Ontology annotation, biological process: regulation of DNA-templated transcription; positive regulation of reciprocal meiotic recombination. Gene Ontology annotation, cellular component: nucleus. Gene Ontology annotation, molecular function: histone H3K4 methyltransferase activity; zinc ion binding; protein binding. The record is from RefSeq and is a predicted model, not a curated record. Bases 1 to 2061 code for a protein of 686 amino acids. Lineage: Eukaryota; Metazoa; Chordata; Mammalia; Artiodactyla; Cervidae.
AUGAGGCCGAACAGGUCUCCAGAGGAGAGCACUGAGGGAGAUGCCAGGAGAACAGAGCGGAAGCCCACGGUGAGAGAUGCUUUCAAAGACAUCUCUGUAUACUUCUCCAAGGAAGAAUGGGAAGAGAUGGGAGAAUGGGAAAAAAUCCGAUAUAGGAAUGUGAAAAGAAACUAUGAAGCGCUGAUUGUUAUAGGUUUCAGAGCCACUCGACCAACUUUCAUGCAUCACCGCAGGCAGGUCAUCAAGCCCCAGGUAGAUGACACUGAGGAUUCUGAUGAAGAAUGGACACCAAGGCAGCAAGGUAAACCUUCUUCGAUGGCCUUCAGAGUGGAGCACAGUAAACACCAGAAGAGAAUGUCCAGGGCACCAUUAAGUAAGGAAUCUAGUUUGAAGGAAUUGCCGGGAACAGCAAAGUCACUGAAGACAAGUGGCUCCAAGCAGGCUCAGAAACCAGUGCCCCAUCACAGAAAAGCAAGGACCCCUGGACAGCACCCCAGACAAAAAGUCGAACUCAGAGGAAAGGAGACUGGGGUGAAGAGGUACAGUCUACAAGAAAGAAAGGGCCACGUGUACCAAGAGGUCAGCGAGCCCCAGGAUGACGACUGCCUCUAUUGUGAGGAGUGUCAGAACUUCUUCAUCGACAGCUGUGCUGCCCAUGGGCCCCCAACCUUUGUAAAGGACUGUGCAGUGGAAAAGGGGCAUGCCAACUGCUCAGCCCUCACGCUGACCCCUGGGUUAAGCAUCAUACUGUCGGGCAUCCCUGACGCUGGGCUUGGAGUGUGGAACGAGGCGUCCGAUCUGCCGCUGGGCCUGCACUUUGGCCCCUACGAGGGCCAGAUCACAGACGAUGAAGAGGCCGCCAACAGUGGAUACGCCUGGCAGAUCACCAAAGGGAGGAACUGCUACGAGUAUGUGGAUGGAAAGGACACGUCUUGGGCCAACUGGGUGAGGUAUGUGAACUGUGCCCGGGACGACGAGGAGCAGAACCUGGUGGCCUUCCAGUAUCACGGGCAGAUCUUCUACCGAACCUGCCAGGUGGUCAGGCCGGGCUGUGAGCUGCUGGUCUGGUACGGGGACGAGUAUGGUCAGGACCUUGGCAUCAAGCGGGACAGCCGGGGGAAGAGUGAGCUCGCCACCGGGAGAGAACCGAAGCCCAAGAUCCACCCAUGUGCCUUCUGCUCUCUGGCCUUCUCCAGUCAGGAAUUCCUCAGCCAACACACCCAAUGCAGUCACCCCUCUCAGACCCUCCUGAGACCAUCUGAAAGAGAUCUCCUCCAACCAGAGGAUCCCUGCCCAGGCAAUCAAAAUCAGCGAUAUUCAGAUCCACACAGCCCAAGCGACAAACCUGAGGGUCAGGAGGCCAAGGACAGGCCCCAACCUUUGCUGAAAAGCAUAAGGCUGAAGAGGAUAUCAAAGGCCUCUUCCUACUCAACCGGAGGACAAAUAGGGGGUUCUGGGGUGCAUGAGAGAAUGAAAGACGAGCCCAGCACAAGCCAGAAACUGAAUCCAGAGGACACAGGCCCAUUGCUCACAGGGGUAGGGGUCUCGGGGAUUAUGAGAGUCAUGUACGGAGAGUGUGGGCAAGGCUCCAAGGACAGGUCAAGUCUCAGCACACACGAGAGGACACACACAGGGGAGAAGCCCUAUGUUUGUGGGGAGUGUGGGCGAAGCUUCAGUCAGAAGUCCGACCUCAUCAGACGCCAGAGGACACACACAGGGGAGAAGCCCUAUGUUUGCGGGGAGUGUGGGCGAAGCUUCAGGCAGAAGUCAGCCCUCAUCAGACACCAGAGGGGUCAUCACAGCAUCUGGGCUCCAGAUUCGACCACAGGGGUCCAGUUCUCAGCCCUGCCCUCAGCAGCUGUCUUCUCCUUCUUCUCGCUGGGCAUGCAGCUUUCACCUGCUGGGUGCCCGCCAGUGAGGGACCCCCAAGACACCAAGCUGGGGUUGGCGAUGGGCGACCUGGAUGCCAGGGAACCCGAGACCCUGCAGCAGGGUACAGGCAGGCUGCUGGCCCUUCACUUCACCUCAGCGCUGAAGGACUGGACGUCGCUGAACCUCUAG